Molecule: messenger RNA, 1050 nt
Organism: Yamadazyma tenuis ATCC 10573
Lineage: Eukaryota; Fungi; Ascomycota; Pichiomycetes; Serinales; Debaryomycetaceae
Gene: CTF5
Product: Ctf5p
Cellular component (GO): kinetochore
Source: RefSeq, a predicted model, not a curated record
AUGGAUAUCGAUGGAGAUGCUCUAACACAAGAAAUCAAUGGCAUAGAAAAUGAUAUCGACAGUUUGAAGAAAGAAAUAGAGGGGCUAGAAGCUGAGCUACAAAGAGAGAAAGAAGAACUGAAACAAUUGAACAAGUUGGUGGAGACUGAAAGAGUAUCUUUGCAGCGACUCAAGAACUUGGAGAAGAGGAAGAAAAGACCACAAGACCAAUAUGAUGAAAAUGUUCCUCCUAUUGUACAGCACACAUACUUUGACGAGUCUGUCUCGGAUUACUUCAAUGUCGGCAAGGACUUCGAGCCUAGGAUUGUUAAACGGAUAGAUAUUAAUGAUUUGACGCUUGAAUCUGCUCAAAGCGCACGCAAGAUAAUAGCCCUAAAAGAGAACAUUCUCUAUGAAAAUUUGUACCGCCUUGGAGGACUCACAGCGUUUCCUUUGAAUGACAAUUCGUGCUUGGGGUUGAGAUUCGACCGGUUCGACAGUUUCAACAAGCGGUUUUUAAGUCCUAAUUAUGUGAUUUUGAGGAGAGAGACCAUAGACAGUAAGACCAAGGGAUCUGUUGAAAAAUGGAAAGUAUUCAAGCAUACUCUUCAGCAGGAUAUGGUGAACAAUAUGGUACAUGGAAUCGACCCAGAAGGAUUUAAUGACAAAGAAAUUGCUGUAUUUGCCCAUGCAAUUCAUGCUUCUCUUAGCAGAGCAUUAUUUGUGUCAGACCUCAUGCACAAAUUACAUAACAUGUCUUUUGCAGACUUGAAGUCUCCCAGAGCCUCAGUUUAUGGGAAUAUCAAAGUAUUUGACGAGAUAAGUGCUGAUGAUGCCAUGUCACAUAUAAACUUACAGUUCAACAAAGAUAUACGACAUAAGCUCCAACUUGUGAUAGCGGAAGGCCAAAUCAAAGAAGUUUCUUUCCAGUUAAAUCUUGUGGACCACUUCAUGACUCAAAAGCUAAACAUGCACAAUGCCCGCUUGAUAGGCGUAAAACUUGUCGAUGCAGAGUUUGAGCUUAAAAGGUGGUUGAUCCAUUUACUCAAUGACGGCAUGAUUCAAUGGUAG